This is a messenger RNA of Ascoidea rubescens DSM 1968, 1446 nucleotides long. RefSeq names its product hexadecenal dehydrogenase (gene HFD1). Gene Ontology annotation, molecular function: aldehyde dehydrogenase (NAD+) activity. The transcript has a single exon. Gene Ontology annotation, cellular component: cytoplasm. The annotation marks the transcript as partial. Gene Ontology annotation, biological process: aldehyde metabolic process. Lineage: Eukaryota; Fungi; Ascomycota; Saccharomycetes; Ascoideales; Ascoideaceae. The record is from RefSeq and is a predicted model, not a curated record.
ACAUCUUCCUCCAUUGAGUUGCUUCCUUACACUUCAAUUGAUGAAAUUCCCACUAUUGUUCAGGAAUCUCAUCAAUUCUAUCAUUCCAGAAGACUCGAUGACAUUGAGUAUCGUUUGGAUCAGUUAAGACAAAUUUAUUUUGCAAUUGAGGAUAACAUUGAACUAUUCAAGCAAGCAUUAAUAAAAGAUUUCAAUCGUCCAGCCUUUGAGACAAAUUUGCUAGAAUACACUACUUUACUCAAUGAUUUAAAUUAUAUCAUUAACAACCUCAAAAAGUGGGAUAAGCCGGAAUAUAUCAGUAAAAGCCCCUUUUUUUUAUUCAGUUCAACCAAAGAAGUUUAUAUCCAAAGUAUUUCGCUUGGUGUUGUUUUGAUUAUUUCAUCAUUUAAUUACCCUUUAUUAUUAACUUUACAACCAAUUAUUGGUGCAAUUGCUGCAGGAAAUUGUGUUAUUGCAAAACCAUCCGAAUUAACCUCGCAUUUCACCUCGAUUUUAAUUAAAAAAUUAAAUGAAAGAGUUGAUCAAAAUGUUCUAAAAUUUGUCAAUGGUUCAGUUGAAGAAGUGACUACUUUAUUAAAUCAACCAUUUGACAAAAUAUUGUACACUGGUUCAAAAACUGUUGGUAGAAUUGUAGCCGAAAAGGCCUCAAAAAACCUCACCCCGGUCAUUUUAGAACUAGGUGGGAAAUCUCCUGCAAUCAUUACAAAUAACAUCAACUUGAAGAAAAAUUUGAAAACAAUAUUAAAAAGAAUUUUAUGGGGUAAAUUCACAAAUGGUGGUCAAACCUGUAUUGCUGUUGAUUAUUUGUUAGUGCCAUCAGAAAUCUAUGAUAUAGUUACAACAGGCUUUAUCAAGUUAAUAAUCGAAGAUGAAUUUUUCCCUGAUUUAACUUCUUCAGACGAGAACUUUGCUCAUAUCAUUAACCAAAAAAAUUUUGACAGGCUAAUGAAUCUUUUAAAUAACAGUAACGGUCAAUUAGUCACUGGUGGUCAUUACGAUUCUAAAACUAAUUUCAUUGAACCAACAGUUUUGAAAAAUGUUAAAUGGGACGAUAUCACUAUGAGUGAUGAAAUCUUUGGUCCUAUUUUACCCAUUGUCAAAUAUGAUAAUUUGGUUGAAGCCUGCGAUAAAAUUAUUCAAUACCAUGACACACCAUUAUCUGCAUAUAUAUUUUCAGAUGACAAAAACGAAGUUGAAUAUUUUUUUAAAAGAAUUAGAAGCGGUUCUGGGAUAGUAAACGAUGUAUUAGUUCAACCUGCAGUAAUUAAUGCUCCUUUUGGUGGAAUUGGUCAAUCGGGCUAUGGAAACUAUCAUGGAAAAUAUUCUUUCGAUUCCUUUGUCCAUAAAAGAACAAUGGUAAAGCAACCAUUUUGGAAUGAGUUUUUAUUAAAAUGUCGCUAUCCACCCUUUUCAACUAAAAACUAUAACUUCUUAUCAUUAGCUAUA